Messenger RNA from Acanthosepion pharaonis, 2031 nucleotides. Lineage: Eukaryota; Metazoa; Mollusca; Cephalopoda; Sepiida; Sepiidae. The record is from the annotation of a GenBank genome assembly.
AUGUUUUCAGAUUCCGCAUCGUCAUCACCUUUGAAAAAGGAAAAGUUCUCGUCACAUUCCAAAGGGCUGCAGGACAUUGCGAAGGGCUCUCGUGAUGUAAAGAAGAAAAAAUCCAAAAAAGAAUUAAUGUCUUCCAAUCUGGCUACCUGCAUGUCAGUGCCGAAUCUUACUUGUAUGGAGAGUGAGGAGGAAUCGAUACCGUCUUCCAAUCUGCGGAUCCUCUGUGAUUUGUCCCUUUCGCAAAGUGUCCCAGAAGUCAAUAAAAUGGACGACCAGACAUCACUGAGCAGUAGAACGACAUCAAGUGACCCCCAUUCUGCUCCUGCACACAACUCGGAUGAUAUCUUGGACAGGGAGCCAAAGAUGGAGAUAUCCAACCAACACUAUAACAAUAUGUCUAAACGUAGGGUCACCAUAGCUUCGACUGGAGACGGGCUUAGCAUGAGCGAAACAGGGAACAAAUCUGUAAAAGACUCUGAGCUAAUGCCACCCCCAUUGUCCACCACUGUUGGAUCAUUGAAGAAGGACAGUGGAAAACGUUUAGUUCGGGGACGCCGUCCCCAGACGGAACUGACUUUGGAUCAGGCCAAAAACAUCCUUUUAGGAAACUCUGGAUUGCUUGGCAAGAGUUCUUAUAAGAUUACCGAGCGUAGAAAGGAUUCGCUCAGCUCAAUGGACACGACAGACAGUGAGGCGGACACAAGAAAAAGUUGUGGCUCUUCUUCAGUGGGGAGUGCACCCAGACAUUUGAAUAACUAUGAUGCGAUGGAAAGGCGUAGUUCAACUGGCAAAAUUACCACUGACCUCCCUGAGAGGCCCCAGAGCCCAGCUAUCACUGUGAAAACAAUAGCUGCUGGUUUGCGUAACAGGGAAAUAAAGCAAAAAUCUUUUCUUGGAGACCUUGCUCCAAGUCCAAAUGACCCACCUGAAAGGGACAGCCCUUCCAAAUACACCUCCCAUGCUUUCAAUUCAUCUUAUCAUAUGAAUGUGGGACCAAGCACUUUAGGAUCAAAAUCAACUGUUACAUACUCUUUGAACUCUCGGUCGAAUAUUCAAACUGAACCAAGGUGGACCAAAGUGCCCUGUUCUCGGACGUCUAGUGGAUCUGGAUCUUCUUCAAAUUCCUGGGAUGGCAAUACUGAGUCCGGUCCUAAGUUGUUGCCUAGUGUAAAGAGUAAGGUGGCUUUGUUUGAUAGUCCAGCUGCCCUGAAAAGCUGCAGACGGUCACUCGAUAAACGCAAUUGUGUUAUGACCAGUUCUGUGGACAGUUCUCACACCACGGCUGGUUCAGACACUGAUACGGAAAUGGAAAUUAAGCGUCCCGAUAAAUCACGGUCUCAUUCUCCAGCUUCGCUCAUCACCACAAAUCACAGCAUAACCAACAGUGUUGCUCUCACUACUCCCACGGCAAGUCCAUUGGAUUCUCUCCCCGUAUCUCCCAAAGCAGACAGCAGUCAGUUGUCUUUACCUAUUAAGCCUGCUGCACAUUCUUCUCAGGAUAUUCCUUCAAAAGCUGAAAAAUUGGAAGCUUGUAAAAGUGUGAUACAAGACUUGAAGUUGGAUGUUGAGAAAUUAACUGCUUUGUAUGAUAAGGUGUCUGAUCCCGAGCAACAGUCGCAGGAAAUCCUUUCCCUACUAGGCCAAGUGAUCCAGGAUACACAACAAAAGGUGGAAGGACUUGAUCCAAACAUAUCCACUGAUCCACUCCCAGAUCGAUUGUCUUCCAUGUCUACCAGAGACAUUAGUACCUCACCUAUUCUUUUUCCUGACUUGACCACGGAGACGGCCGCCCCGUCUUCAUCCAGUGUUGCUACUGCUACUGCUGUCAUUUCCACAGACGACAAAGGAGUCAACACCUCCAUGUCCGAGUCUGAAGAGUCUCCGGAAAAUGACCCGAAUCAACUGGUAGAGACGAUGGUCCGACUUGUUGAGCGGAAGCUGUCCAGCAAUUUGUCCGAUGAAGUGCGAGGGAUGUUGUCCACGUUCUUCAUGUCUUUCCUGCAAAUUGUGAUUUACAAGACCAUAAAAUGA